GCAAAAGCCAUCAAAUAAUUUAUAACUUAAGGCAAAGUCGAAAGAGGAAGUCCCACAUUCCUUCUAUGUGUUAUCUUAAAAUGUUUUAAACAGCUGAUUCACUUUAAUUGGAAAGUUAUACAAUGAAAUCCUCUGAAUUAGAGGAUUACUACAGUGGCUGCAAGUUCUGCAUUUCAAGGGACGAUUCUAUCGAGUAUAGGCCCAGGGAUUGUUAAGGUAGUAAGAACGUAAAAUGCGGCGCACUGUUUUGUUUAUUGGUUGAAGAAUGCAGCAGUUUGGACCCUCAAAAGAAUCUUUCUCCAAAGCACUUCUUGUUGCUGGACUUGAUAUUGGAACUACAACAUCCGGAUGGUCGUAUUUAUUUAUUUGUGAUUUUGCAGUCAACCCAACCGGAGUUGAAACGAAGAUAUGGCGUUCAAACCAUAAGAUUUCAUCGAAAGCACCGACGUGUGUCCUUAUUGAACCCGAUGGGAAGACGUUCUCAGCGUUUGGAUAUGACGCUGAAAACAGGUACAGCAUAUUGGUUGAAGAGGGAGAACAUAUCAAAUGGUACUUCUUCAGGAGGUUCAAGAUGAAACUUUACAAUGAGGACAUAACAAGAGAUAUGGACAUUGAAGAUGAAACUGGAAAGAAAUUAAAUGCAAAGCUUGUUUUUAUGGCUACCAUAAGAUUUCUUAAAGACGACCUUUUGAAAUGCAUUGAAGACCGUAUCAAAGAAUGCGUCAAACCAGAGGAUAUAAGAUGGGUUUUGACAGUUCCUGCGAUUUGGGAUGAUGGUGCCAAACAGUUUAUGAGGGAAGCUGCUGAAAGUGCUGGCAUUUCUUCUGACCAACUGAUCAUAGCCCUGGAACCAGAAGCCGCGGCGAUAUGCUGUCGAUUUGAACCUGUGAAACAGAAAGGGAAUUAUGACUCCCUUUCCAAAUUCAAAACUGGAUGCAAAGUCAUGGUUGUUGAUGCAGGAGGAAACGAGGUUGUUGAGGAAUUUAAACGGAAUAACACGGAAGAUUACAAAUAUAUGAUGCACGAAUUUGAAUUAAAAAGGCGGGCUGUUGACCUAUCAAUAAGCGAUCAACAGAUUAUUUUCAGGAUUCCAUCUGCGUUACUUGUGAAAUGUAUCAGGGGCAAGAAUAUUCAAGAGGCAUCCAUCCAACGCAACACAAUAAAAGUUAAUGUGAGCGAAGUUGCAAUCCUUUUAAAGACGCAAGUUGACGGUAUAGUUGACCACGUUUCAAACCUAAUUGACCAGUCGACCAUAGAUGGUAUUGCAGCAAUUUGUCUAGUCGGGGGUUUUUCAAAUUGUUCUUUUUUCCAACAAGCUAUGAAGACAAAGUUUCAUAACCACACAAUAAUCGUCCCAGAUGAUCCGGACCUUGCGGUCUUGAUAGGAGCCGUAAUAUUUGGACAUACAGCAGACCAGAUUUCCAAGCGAGGGAGCAAUUACACGUAUGGCGUAGAGAUAAGGGUGCCUUUUAUUGAGCAUGUUCACAGAGAAUCUUAUAAAGUAAGAAACGAUCACGGGGAUUUCCACUGCCAACAUGUCUUUGGUAAACAUAUCACAGCUGGGCAGUCGCCUUUUGAUGAAGUUACAACUGGCUUAUUUCCAGCAACAUCAAGUCAAAACACUGUAUGCCUUUCUGUUUAUUGCACACUUGAUCCAGAUCCGAUGUACGUUACCGACGAAGGUUGCCACAUGGCAGGCAGACUGGAAGUUCCUCUAGAAGGAACUGGAACUGACCGAUGUGUUAUGGUACGAAUGAUUCACUUAUGGAAUGAAAUAGAGGUCGAAGCCACAGAAGUCGCUACAGGGACAGUGCAUCGCCUGAGCAUUUAAUAUUAAGAAUUAAUAUUAAAAUAUAUUUUAA
This is a messenger RNA of Mya arenaria, 1862 nucleotides long. Its product is annotated as heat shock 70 kDa protein 12A-like. The record is from RefSeq and is a predicted model, not a curated record. The transcript is spliced from 10 exons. Bases 266 to 1831 code for a protein of 521 amino acids. NCBI's taxonomy places the organism in Eukaryota, Metazoa, Mollusca, Bivalvia, Myida, Myidae.